CUGGUUCUUUUGGUUUCUGCCUGGAGCUAGAGGUCUGCCUGUUGAUAUGCCACACUUGGUUCACCACCGACGACGCCACUCCUGGCCAUACUGCGGUCCUGGGACGCAGCUGCGCGAACGGCGAAACCUGCCGUUGGUGAUUCCCGAACAACAAUUCUUGACACCGGUGGGCUCGGAGGAUUUACUUGAAGAUGAUGCCGCAUCUGCGGGCAUCGUUCGUUCCAAAACGGCACGACCACACCGUCGUUGGCUUGCCCCAUGGGAUUCCACCCCGCCCCGGGCAUCGGGGCACGUCGCCAGCCCGGGUAUGGGAUCAGGCUCGGGGUCACUUCGGAAAAUGAUCCGUCCGCCGUUGGAUAAGGCGCGAUCGCUCUUUGUGUUGCCUACCACGACCACGGCCGGAGAGAGCGUGCUCAUCUCAUACUGGGUACCUCAGGGAGCUCCUGUUGCGCCGGUGGCUGCGCCGAUGUCUGGAAGAGGGAGGGUUUCGGGUUCCGAGACCGGGACUGGAUACUUGUCCGUGGAUCGCUAUCAUCGACGAUGCCAUUCGGAGCAGCCUCGGUCUUGGAAAAGGCCAAGCGCGAGCUUGUGGCCACUUGAGGAGGAGUAGCCAUAGGCUGUUGACAUGCUAUUUCUACCUUCUGCGCCCGAGGCGAAGAAAUAUAUUUCUUCUGGCCUACGUGGCUCUUUACAUAGGCGCUCUCAGCCAGGUUCUGUUACUUUUUAUUAUUUUUGCGAGACUUUUCUUCAGGUUGGUUGUUAUUCCAGGUUCGUUGUUCUUGCAGGUAUUCAUUGCAUGGCGAGGUUGCUUCAGGCGUUGGGAUAUCGUGCAUGUGGCGGAUUGUUGUGGAGCGGUUGCAUGUCUGAUUCCAUGUUGUUAGCUUUAUCAGUAGAUGUUUGAAGCCAGAAAAUCAUAAAGACGGCCUUAUGACCGGCCUUGUCGCAGC
This is a messenger RNA of Aspergillus ibericus CBS 121593, 947 nucleotides long. RefSeq lists its product as uncharacterized. The transcript has 2 exons. The record is from RefSeq and is a predicted model, not a curated record. NCBI's taxonomy places the organism in Eukaryota, Fungi, Ascomycota, Eurotiomycetes, Eurotiales, Aspergillaceae. The coding region runs from base 47 to 610 and encodes 187 amino acids.